AUGGGCGGACUGACGUACAUUCAGGGCGACGACGCCAAGCCGCCGUGCGUGUCGCCGUGCGAGCAGGGCGUCUAUCUGGCCAGCCUGCACGCCGCCUUCGGCGCCCUGAUGGCGCUGUGGGAGCGCCGCGCCAGCGGUCGGGGGCAGCUGGUGGAGACGAGCGUGCAGGAGGUGCUGGCCAAUCUGUAUUUCCUGAUCGUGAAUUACGGCUUGUGGAGCGACAUUCCGUACCGCAUGGGAGCGCGGAAUUUCAUGCCGCCGAAUGGCUAUUACCCCUGCCGGGAUGGCUACGUGUUCAUUGCCACCCUGAUGUCGGGCCUGUGGGAGAAGCUGGCCGGCGCGGUCGGCGACCCCCGGCUGGCGGAUGAGGCGCUGCGCAACCCUGAUUACCGCAACGAGCACCCGGAACUGGUCGAUCCGAUUCUGGAGGAAUUCGCGUCGGGCUUCGAUCGUUGGGCGUUCACCAGUUUGCUGCAAAGCCACGGCGUGCCGGCUGCACCAUGGUGCAGCGUGGCGGACGUGGCGGACAACGAGCACCUCCGCGCGCGCGAGUUCUUUAUUGAUUUCGAGCAACCGCCGGUUGGUCGUCUGCGCAGCGCCGGGCCGAUGUUUCUCGCCCCUGCCGCGCCGCUGCGCAUUCGGCGCCCGGCACCGCGGGUUGGGGAACACCAGGACGAAGUGUUGGCCGAACUCGAGGCGCCAGCGCAAGGGCUGCCGGCUCCUGCCGGAGGCAUCGAAAACGGCUUGCCGCUGGCGGGUAUUCGCGUCCUGGACCUCAGCCGCGCCUGGGCCGGCCCCUACGGAACCCGCUACCUGGCGGAUUUCGGCGCCGACGUCAUCAAGGUGGAAACCGGCAAGUACCCUGACGGACGGCAGCCCGACAACCCUGGGUACGGUGAGAUCAAUCGCAACAAGCGCUCGGUGACGCUUAAUUUUCAGACGCCCGAGGGCCAGGGUCUGCUGCGGCGUUUGGUGGCCGUCAGCGACGUGGUGGUCGAAAAUUUCAGUCCGCGCGUCAUGGUCAAAUACGACCUGGAUUACGCCCAUCUGAAAGAGGUGCGGUCCGACCUCAUCAUGGUGAGCCUGCCGGGCUAUGGGCGCCAGGGGCCGCACGGCGGCUACGUCAGUUUCGGCGGCCCGCUGAUGGCCUAUACCGGCAUGUCGUACCUGUGGGGGCACCCCGACUCGCCGCCGAACGCGCGCGUGAAGGUGGCGCAGCCGGACUACAUCGCGGCCGCCACACAGACGCUGGCGGUGAUGGCGGCCCUCCAUCACCGGGCGGCUACGGGAGAGGGACAGCACGUCGAAAUCGCCCAGGUGGAGACGACGAUUGCCGCCAUGGAAGGGGUCUAUCUCGACUAUUUCGCCAACGGCACGGUGGCCGGGCCCAUGGGCAACCGCGACCCGAAUGCGGUGCCGCAGGGCUGCUAUCCGUGCCUCGGGCACGAGGCAUGGUGCGUCAUCAGCUGCACGACCGACGCGCAGUGGCGCAUUCUGGCGACAGUGAUUGGCGGCGAGGUGCUGGCUGAUGAUGCCAGCUUGGCGACGGCAGAGAAACGCUGGCAACGGCACGACGAGCUCGACGAGCUGAUCGGCAAAUGGACGCGCGACCGGACCCCGUACCAGGUCAUGCGUGACCUGCAGGCCGCCGGGGUGCCGGCCGGCGUCAUGCAGACGUCUGAGGACCUAUGGCGAGACGUGCAUCUGCGGGCGCGGGAUUACCCGGUGAUGAUGGCGCAUCACGACCUCGGCACGCUCGAGCACGCCGGCAUGUCGGUGCGGCUGCACGCCACGCCGGGCCGGAUUCAAAGGCCUGUGGGGCCGAUGGGCGAGGCAAACGCGGAGGUGUUUCGCGGGCUCCUGGGGCUCUCGGAAUCGGAACUCGGCAGGCUUAUGGCAGCGGGCGUCAUUGCGUAG
Messenger RNA from Geodia barretti, 1917 nucleotides. Lineage: Eukaryota; Metazoa; Porifera; Demospongiae; Tetractinellida; Geodiidae. The record is from the annotation of a GenBank genome assembly.